Chondrus crispus (carragheen) is the source of this 4444-nucleotide messenger RNA. Its product is annotated as WD40-repeat containing protein. The record is from RefSeq and is a predicted model, not a curated record. The coding region runs from base 1 to 4251 and encodes 1416 amino acids. The transcript has 2 exons. Gene Ontology annotation, molecular function: ADP binding; protein binding. Lineage: Eukaryota; Rhodophyta; Florideophyceae; Gigartinales; Gigartinaceae.
AUGGAUACCCACGAUGCUUUCAAGAACAACGGAAGCUUGGCCAAAGAUGUUCUCGAACAGUAUCUGGAGCUCCAGAAAUUGACGGGGGAUGUCGCGAGGAUCCUCAUUCACGACCUAGAGCCUAUACACAAGAAUGAGUUGCAAAAACAGAUUCAAACCGUUUCGCGCUCUAUUUCGGGGUUGGUCGAGAAACUCAAUUUCGAAAUAAAGAAUCCGAAGGGUAAGUUACGUGCCGUGGUAUCAGCCAUGGGAGAUCGAGAUGUCUUAAUGGAGCGCCAAAAAGAAGCCGAAAAGCUCUAUGCUUCUAUUGAUAGCGUAAGGAGUGAAUUGCACGUGGUGGGAGAGACACGCAGACAAGGAUCGCGCGUAGUUGGUGAGAUACGCUUACAUGGACCGGUAGGCGACGUGUUCAGGCCCAGCUUCGCAGUUGAAUUCAACUCUCCUACAGUGCUCGUUGAUUUGGAUUCUGCCCGCGGCGGCAUUGUUCCUGACACGGUAGAGAGAAGGUUAAAGGCCGCUGUUCUGAGUAACGGAACAACUUUGCAUGUAGGGGCCACUGCAGUUGGACAAGCCGGCGUCGGAAAAACAUGUGCCCUACGAGCAAUUGCACAUGAUAGAGAGAUUGUCACGCGCUUUCCAGACGGAGUGUAUUUUUCAACUCUAGGGCAAGACGCAAGAGAAGCAGAGCUGAAGCAACAACUCUGCAAUGCUGUCCGCAUGUCUGGGGGACGUGAAGAAGGGGACAAGCUGUCGAAUAUGGCCGAGUUGGACGAGGUGCUAACAGGGGUUCAAGGUUGGUUUGCAGAUCGUCGAUGCUUGUUCAUCUUCGAUGAUGUAUGGUCGCGCAACAACAAUGACGAGAGGAUCCUACUAAAACUCUCCAGCCUUGCCAGCACAGCGGUGCGAAAGGGUGAGCCAGCAAGCAGGGUUUUGUACUCCACAAGAGAUCGGACGCUAACAGAUCUGGGCGAGCAAGUUAAGUUUGAGCCGAGAGACGGGCGUAAUGCGUACGACAUGCUGAUUCAUGCGAGUGGGGCAUCGCGUGGUGAAGCAGAAGAUCCAAUAUCGAGAGAGGCGAUUGGCGAGAUUCUUGACAUGUGUGCAGGACUACCGCUGGCUCUGAAUGUUGCAGGAGUCACUGUUAGACAAUCAAGAGGGGCUCGUGCCGGGGACAGAUCGAAGGUGUGGACGCGAUACCUGAAAAGGGUCAAAGAGAGUAAAGGGAGCGGGGCAAUCGGCGCGCAGAAAGGAAGGGGCGGGUAUGAAUCGCUCCACGCAAUGCUGCGUUCGUCUUUACAGUUUCUGGACUCAAGUGGCAGCGAAGGAUCUCCGUCUUUCGCCGAUAUGCACCGCGCAUUGUGUGUCAUGAAGAAACAGGAUGUGAUUCCUCUGGCAGUGUUGAGGGAUCUAUGGGGGGUGGAUGUUGACAUCGCAGGAAAGUAUGCGACGCAGAUGAACAGUGUGGGGUUGCUUGAAAUUCGAGAUCUGGCGAACACGGAAAGCCAAGGGGUAAGUCUUCAUGAUCUUACGCAUGAUUUCGCAGUCUUCGAAGCAGGCCAGGUAGAAGGCCCUAACUGGGACAAACACUGGUGUCGGAAGCUGGUUGAUAGCUUUCGGAAAGAGAGGGAUGUGGUCGAAGUAGUUAUUGAAGAUCAGGGCCCCGAGGCUAGCGAGGCGGAGGAGGGAUAUUUUUUCGAGAAUAUUUGUCGACUGCUUGUCAAGGCAGAGCUGAUGAAAGAGCUGGGCUGCUUGCUUCAUACUAGUAGGUGGGUAAUCAAGGUGUUGCUAAGAAAAGCUGUGUGGCAACUGGUGGAAGCGGUGGAAGAGUUGAGGGACGUUGCUAGUCAGAACCCAGAAGUGAUUGGCAGUGAGCGGUUGUCUGCAAUAGUUCUGGUGAUGCAAGCUGCGCGACUGAGUGCAUCGUCAUGCGAUGAGAGCGUCGCCGGUAUUUGCUUUCAGCUUUACAGUAGGACAAUGCACAAACGGCACAUGAAGAGCGUGGAGAGUUUCUUGUUGGACAUCGAGAGGUUUGCGCCCAGACCGUGGUUGCUCCCAAUACGUCCAUGUGUUGCUGCAGCUGCGGGGAGGUUGUCGGAGACAUUCGACAUGCCUGGUUCAGAAGUGAAGAAGGUGAUGUUCGAUUCUAACGGUGCGGUCGUUGGAUUGGCGUACGUGUGGUACGGCGGAAGGGAGUUGGAAGUAUUCACGCGUACCAAGCACGGGACAUUUGACAAAACUAUUUGUGGCCCUUUCGGAUCAGAAGACGAAGAGGCCCUGAACCCGACGGAAAGCGAAACACAAACAGCUAGGACGAGUCAAACAGCGGCAGAAGGACGGUAUGCGACACAGAGAUGCGUCUGGAUCAGGACUGUGGGUAAGAUGCUUAGCAAAAAGAUGGCUGCCUGCUCUUGCUUUCGCCGAUCUCUUGAUAAUGACAGUGCCGAUAACGGUACUAAUGCUGACAUGUGUGAUGACGACACGUCACGCGUCACAGCCGCUUGUAUUUCCCAGGACAGCAGCCGUGCUGUUAUUGGAUUCAACAACGGGGAUUUGAUUACUUGGUGCACCAGGAAAAACGAGCUUGUUCUAUCCUUCGAGGGCCAUUCCUCUGGGAUAUGCGAUGUAGUGAUGAGCAGUGACGGGAAACGGGUUGCGUCAGGGUCAUUUGAAGGGACGGUGCGAGUAUGGGACGCUGAGACGGGACGUCAAAUCGGCGACACGAUGACCGGACACACGGGUUGGGUGAGGGCGGUGUCGAUGAGCGGGGACGGGAAACGGGUUGCGUCGGGGUCAGAAGACAAGACGGUGCGAGUAUGGGACGCUGAGACGGGAGUUCAAAUCGGCGACACGAUGACCGGACACACGGAUGAGGUGACGAGUGUGUCGAUGAGCGGGAACGGGAAACGGGUUGCGUCGGGGUCAGGUGACAAGACGGUGCGAGUAUGGAAUGCUGAGACGGGACGUCAAAUCGGCGACACGAUGACCGGACACACGGAUGCGGUAUGGAGUGUGUCGAUGAGCGGGGACGGGAAACGGGUUGCGUCGGGGUCACGUGACGAGACGGUGCGAGUAUGGGACGCUGAGACGGGACGUCAAAUCGGUGACAUGAUGACCGGACACACAGAUUCGGUGGUGAGUUUGUGCAUGAGCGGAAACGGGAAACGAGUUGCGUCAGGGUCACAUGACGAGACGGUGCGAGUGUGGGACUCUGAGACGGGAGUUCAAAUCGGCGACACGAUAACCGGACACACGGAUUGGGUGACGAGUGUGUCGAUGAGCGGGGACGGGAAACGGGUUGCGUCGGGGUCAGCCGACAGGAGGGUGCGAGUAUGGGACGCUGAGACCGGAGGUCAAAUCGGCGAUACGAUGACCGGACACACGGGUUAUGUGACGAGUGUGUCGAUGAGCGGGAACGAGGAACGGGUUGCGUCGGGGUCGUAUGACAAGACGGUGCGAGUAUGGGACGCUGAGACGGGACGUCAAAUCUGCGACGCGAUGACCGGACACACGGAUUGGGUGACGAGUGUGUCGAUGAGCGGGGACGGGAAACGAGUUGCGUCGGGGUCAGCUGACAAGACGGUGCGAGUAUGGGACGCUGAGACGGGACGUCAAAUCGGCGACACGAUGACCGGACACACGGCUUUUGUGAGGAGUGUGUCGAUGAGCGGGGACGGGAAACGGGUUGCGUCGGGGUCAGAAGACAAGACGGUGCGAGUAUGGGACGCUGAGACGGGACGUCAAAUCGGUGACACGAUGACCGGACACACGGAUGAGGUGACGAGUGUGUCGAUGAGCGGGGACGGGAAACGGGUUGCGUCGGGGUCACGUGACGAGGCGGUGCGAGCAUGGGACGCUGACACGGGACGUCAAAUCGGCGACGCUAUUACCGAACACACGGAUGAAGUAACGAGCGUGUGGAUGAGUGCGGACGGCCAAAACAUGUGGUCAGUAUCGCGUGAUAGAACGGUUUGCCUCUGGAAAGUGAGGCCGGGUGCCUCUGACAUAGAGAAAAGCUGCGAAACGAAAGCUCAUGAAUGUGAAGGUAGCGUAUGGCCCUUGAACGCAUUCCGCAUUGAUAAGGGCAGAGCAUUUGUCGAACAGGGCGAUGGUACUAUAACCACUCUGGCAGAGUUUGGAAGUGGAUUGAAUACAGUCGCUCUAAACCUCAAGCGCGGGACUGUAGCCGUUGGCAUGAGGAGUGGUAUGGUUGGUAUCAUGACGGUUGUGAGUCCGAUACAUCCGAGCCCGUAGGGGACAAGGUCGUCGCCGCAUCUCGAAAGGAGUGUCGUAUCGCACUAGGAAGUGGCUGUGGAGGUGACGCAAUUUGUAACGCCUUGGCUUGUUCCAUUCUCCACAUAUGUUGAUAGUGAUAACAAGCAUGACAUGCACAAACUAAAUCUUCACAUCGCAUUCCGCCUCGUCAGUGUUGAAGUGAAACUCCGUG